This is a messenger RNA of Neohortaea acidophila, 3474 nucleotides long. RefSeq lists its product as uncharacterized. The transcript has 2 exons. NCBI's taxonomy places the organism in Eukaryota, Fungi, Ascomycota, Dothideomycetes, Mycosphaerellales, Teratosphaeriaceae. Bases 1 to 3474 code for a protein of 1157 amino acids. The record is from RefSeq and is a predicted model, not a curated record.
AUGAAGUUCCGAACACCCACCUUUCCUUUGGCGCCGCGCGAUCCCAAUGACGAGGCAUUCAACCCCAUGCCGCUGAAAAUGGCCACCAUGCCAGUUCUGCGGGAGAAGAAGUCGCUGCGGAACUUGUGGAGCAGUGGUCCGGAGGGGGAGCGCGACAGCGCAGCACAACCAGCCACGGGAGCGCGAGCAAUGCUACGGAGGAAGCUCUCGCGGCCCAAUCUGAACACCAGCACCGUCAACCCAACCGACAAAAGCGAAGAUGUGCCUCCGCUGCCUCCACUGCCGGCAGCCACGUCGUUCCUGCGGAGGAAGUUCUCCCGCCCGAAUCUCAAGCUUGAUACCGGCGAUGCCAACGAGAGCUUGCCACCCGUGCCUGCUCUCCCUAGCGCUACGUUGAAGCGAAGCCCGUCGACUUUCAGCUUUGAAGAGGGCAGUAUCGAUGCAAAGGGAGACGCGUCGCAGUCUUCCAGGAAACAGGCUCUGCGCGAGCUUCUAGGUCUUCGUGGAAACGGCACGGUCAAGUUGGUACACAAGAAGUCGAGGCCUCAAAUGGCCGAGCGCAGAAGUCCCGUGCCUCUCACCACAGGCGCCAGCCCUCUCGACCGCCAAUCUCCUACAUUUCAAGCCGACAGUCAAACUACAAAGCCCAUGCUCACGAAACGCAAGAGCCUUCCGAAUGCUCGCAAGAUGUCAGAUCAGAACGGCGCUCCAGUCCGGCGCACGCAAUCUCCGGCUGAACUUGCAAAGAAGCUCCUGACGGUGGAGCAGAUCCGCGCAAUGUCUGUUGGUGCGCCGUGUUUCAGCGUAGAAGAGUGCAACGGUCGAUACAAGCCACAGGUCAUGUUUCGUGGAAGCAAUGCAGAGACUUCAGUACACUUCCUGCGAGACUACCAUGUUCCAGGGCAUCCGUCUUUCCGGAUGUGCACGCUGGGGAUGGAGGAGAGGAAAGAAGAUACAGCGGAUAUUGACAAUGAAGACGGUGAUGAGCAAAAAGCGACGGCCGAUCUGAUGGAAAUGCCCAGCAUGCUCUGCGCGCAGGGUCUCGAUCCGGGAACUGUUGGUUUCGAGCACUUCCUGCAAUUGCCCAUCGCGGACGAUAUCGUUCGAAUGGACGACUCAGAUGUGGACGGCAAGCGAAGGCUACUAACCUCCGCGCCCGCGGAGCUCGGGCUUCGACCUUUAAAUAUCGAGGUGCUGGUAUACAGGCUCACGGAACUGGGUCAGCUGUUGACAACGAGUCGGGAUCACAGCGCAGCUUCGUCGGUGGCGUGGAACGCUACCAAGCUGGAAGAGAUGGGGGCCGAGCUGUUCGGCAAGCUGCUCGCUCCGGAGGCAGCAAAUGGAAGCCGCCGUCUAGAUAUGCAUACCCAGAUCCGGGCUUUGCAGAAGGUUCUCCGCACGAGCGCGCUCUGGCGGGACUUUGGAUUUGUGGAAUGGCGAACUCGUAUUGGCGAGUUGCUCUGGGCUGCUGACAGUGUCGAAACCACCGACGCAGAAGACAGCGGGCCUACCGAGCGUGAUGUGCUGUUGUUGCAGCUCACGCUGGCCUCCGAGCUGCUCAUUCGCCUCAACGUCGUGCGUUUGAUGGCCAAUCGAUACACGCCAAUAUUGUCGGCGGUGGAGGCGAGGACGCUGGAAAGCCAGCGCACGACCAAGAUCAACUGGGAUCUUCUACUUGCCGAACGCUUCCUUGACAACGUCGACAUCUUCUGCAAGGUAUCGAAGGAAACGAACCGAAGCAGUCUCAUGCGAGCCAUUCCCUUCUUGACCGCAUUGAGCGAAUCGAACGACGAAGUGAGCCCUCUACAACCCGUUCUUAAUCCCAAAAAUGGCGACCUGCAACUGGAAGGCCUGCGACACUUUGCCGAAGCUCUGCAGUGGCCGCACUCCGAGUUUCUCCCCACGCAACUGGACAAGGAAAGUCGCUACUCCAGUGGCAGUGAGAGUCCGCUGAGCUCGGUGCUCAGCCAUUACACAACGCCUCUGCAAACACCCCGACUUUCGCACACGCCAAUGCGAAGGAACAGCGUACUCGAUCUCAUGGUCACGGAUGCGGACGAGCCCGCUCUAAGCAAGACCAGCACUGCCGAGCCCACACAGCUCACGCGGUACUCUGGCUCGAUUCAGGACAAGAUCAACUUCGAGGACUGCGGCUGGCUCAGCAGAUCCUGGCUGAGCGGCCUGGUCAUCCCCGGCACUACAGCAGGCCAUCUUCUCAUCUCGACGCUGCUGGAGAGCAGCCCACAAGCCUUGAGCAUUCUCGGCGCCGAUGCGAACUUCUUCGGCGGCUUCCAGUACCAAACGCGCAGCUACUGGAGCAAGAGCUGUAUCGUUGGUCGCGUGCUUGCCGCUAAAAAAGGAGCAGCGGAGUGCAUGGAAUGGCUUUCCGUCCCGGCCGUCUCGCAAGAACAGCAGGACGGAUGGAUCGAUCUCGCCGUGCAACAGAUGCCGGAGACUAGGCAUAAGCCGCGCAUCACAAGCCCGGAAGCAGUGGCAUGGGACUCGGAUCUGCUGCACAACAAAGGCCUGCUUGCCUCUGCGCGCGUCGGCGACUUCACGUGGCCGAGCGACAGCCCGCCAUCUCUGGGCAACGAUGUGAAGUUCGAGGGCUUGACCUUCAACAAAGACGAGGGCGAGGGCAAAGACAAAAUGCAGGCCGUCGCCUCCCUCGCUUUCAGCUCCACGAUCCAAGGCAAACACACCGUCGUGGAAAUCCCACUAGUCUUCGAUGCGCGAUUCAUCAGCUCCUACCCCUGCCACCCCAGAACCGUCAGGCACGCAGCUCUCCCUCGCCUCCCACCACUCACCAUCGCGCCUCCGCAGCCUCAAACCGCUCUCCCACCGCCCCAAACAUCGCCUCCCCCACCACCCCUCCCAUCCAAAUCCCCCGUCAUCGCCGCCUUCCCCCUACCCCCAACGACCGACUCAAACAAAGAAAAUCGCCGCCCAGGCACCUCCCCCAAACAACCCCCCCAGCCCUUCUCACCGCAGCAACCGAAGCGUCCCCAAACGUCUUCCGGCGCCUCCCCAACAGACAGCGGCUACGCCUCAAAGCAAAACUCCGCAAGCACCAUCCUGUCUUUCCGCGACCUCGCGCCCCCGACACUCAACACCCCGUGCCACCCCCUCCACACAGCGUACAACUACGACAUCGUCCCCACCUCCACCCUCUUCACCACAGCCAUGCAUACCCGGCCUCGCGCGCCGACGAAGUCCGGCGCGAAAGCGUCUUCACCGGACGGCAGUAGCAGCACCGGCAGCGUUGGCUCACGACCUCCGUCCGCGUCUUCUGAGAAGGAUAAAGAGGUUAUGAUUCUCGAUUGCCGAGGCGGUGCGGAUUUGGAGUUGUUUGCGCGCGCGUGGUGUGCGCAGGUCGGCGAGAAUGCGAUUGUUGGCAAGGCUGGCAGGACGUGUUUGGCGUGUUGUGUCAGGGAGGCGAGGGGGUUGGGUGUUUGCGUUGUUAUUCGAGUUUGA